AUGGGUAAAUUAUUAGAUUUUGCUUUGCAUCCAAUUGAGUUGAAAGCCGCAAUCAAAUUGAGGUUUUUAAGAUCUCCUUUGUACUCUAUCAAUGACACAAGAGCAACUCCAGACUUGGUAGAAUGUUACAAAUUGCUCAAACAAACAUCUAGAUCCUUUGCAACGGUGAUAAUGGAGUUACAUCCUGAAUUGCGCAACGUUAUCAUGUUGUUUUACUUGAUUCUGAGAGCAUUAGACACUGUCGAAGAUGAUAUGACUAUUGAACAUGAUUUAAAGAUUGACCUUCUACGCAAUUUUUACAAGAAAUUAGACUUACAGAAGUGGAACUUCGAAGGUAAUGCUGAGAAUGAAAAGGACAGAGCUGUCUUGGUGGAGUUUGCAAGCAUUUUGAGGGAGUUUCACAAAUUAAAGGAUGAUUACAAAGCUGUCAUAAAGGAAAUUACCAUGGAAAUGGGUAAUGGGAUGGCUGACUAUAUACAAGAUGAGAAUUUCAACUUGAACGGUGUCCAAACCAUCAAGGACUAUGAUACAUACUGUCAUUAUGUGGCAGGCCUUGUGGGCGAUGGUCUAACACAGCUAAUUGUACUGGCCAACUUUGGGUCCAAUUCUUUGGCUAAUGAAACGCAAUUGUUUGAAAGUAUGGGACUAUUCUUGCAAAAGACGAAUAUCAUAAGGGAUUAUGCUGAAGAUCUGGAGGCUGGAAGAUCUUUUUGGCCAAAGGAAAUCUGGUCCAUGUAUGCUGAAAAAUUAACUGAUUUCCAAGAUCCAUAUAUGGAAAGAAAAGGUGUAGAUUGCAUGAACCAUUUAGUUUUGAAUGCCCUGGGACAUGUUGAGGAUGUCUUAAACUAUCUAAGCUCAAUACAUGAACAAUCGACUUUUCAAUUUUGUGCUAUCCCACAAGUGAUGGCUAUCGCUACUCUAGCCUUAGUUUUUGAGAAUCCUAGUGUCUUGCGUCGUAAUGUGAAAAUUAGAAAAGGAACCACAUGCUAUCUUAUCCUAAAAUCAAGGACAUUCCGCGGCUGUGUGGAGAUCUUUGAAGAAUACUUACGUGAAAUUAGAUCUAAAUUACAGGUGGAAGAUCCGAACUAUCUCAAGAUCAAUAUUCAAGUCUCUAAAAUCGACCAACUUAUUGAAGAAAUGUACCAAGAAAAACUACCACCUAGUGUAAGCCCUAAAGAAACAGAAAUUUAUCUAAAAGUGCAAGAAAGAACAAAUUGGGAUGUCAAAGUUAAACCAGUUCAGGAUGAUGAAGAUUAUAGAUUCAACUUAGCUUUUACCGUUAUUAUUACUCUAUUAUUGGCUUUUUUCGUGUUCUGGACAAAUACAAGCCAAUUUUUAAAUUAA
This is a messenger RNA of Kazachstania africana CBS 2517, 1344 nucleotides long. It is a transcript of the gene ERG9, whose product is annotated as bifunctional farnesyl-diphosphate farnesyltransferase/squalene synthase. Gene Ontology annotation, molecular function: squalene synthase [NAD(P)H] activity. The coding region runs from base 1 to 1344 and encodes 447 amino acids. The record is from RefSeq and is a predicted model, not a curated record. The transcript has a single exon. Gene Ontology annotation, cellular component: endoplasmic reticulum membrane. Gene Ontology annotation, biological process: ergosterol biosynthetic process; farnesyl diphosphate metabolic process. Lineage: Eukaryota; Fungi; Ascomycota; Saccharomycetes; Saccharomycetales; Saccharomycetaceae.